AUGGAUUUAGGCAACGAAAGAGUGUUUGGAUAUGCUAGACCAGAACUGUACUCAGAUUCCGAAUCGUCGCAGGAGAAAAUGGUAGAAGGAAUUGCCGAAUCAGAGACGGGUAAUAAUCAGAUAGUGUUGUGGAGGGGAGCUGAGGCUGAGGCUGAGGAGGAGGAGAACCAGCCAUUGCCACCCGUGAGAAUGUUCUUCGAGCCCAUUCAGUAUCAUAAUGCAAUAAAGCUGGGAACAAGAUGUUAUAUCCACAAAGCUGUUACAAAAUUGGAGUCCCUAGACCUUGAACCCCAUGAGCUGUUAUGGUUUACAGAACACCCACAGUUCAAGCACCUUUGGCAUAUGCAUAGGGCCAUGCAUGAGGACACAACACACAAGAUGAUGGGAAUGUGGUUGCUUCUUCUUCGGACAGUAGUGAAUAGCGUACCAAUUCGCUAUUCCCUUAGAGAGCAUGCCAUUUUGGGUGGAUUAAACUAUCUCCCAUACCCAGAGGACUAUGAGAGCAUAGGAAGUUCUUCGUUUAAGAAUAGAUAUUUCCAGGGAACCGUCCACUCCCUUGCUUCUGUUGAGAAAAAGCUAAAGUCAAUGCGAGGACUAGUUAAUCUUGAUCGGUAUUCAUUCGAUGUAAAUAUGAAGGAGAUUGAGCACACAAUGAGGCAUUUCAAUGGGGUCGUCGGAACAGAUGCCUGGACAUUUCCAAGCUUUGUUACUCCCUUGGAGUUGCUAGCCUUUGAGGCCAUCCCAUGUCUAAAGAACAAAUACAGAGAAGAUGUUAGAGGAGCAGGGAGGGAUUGUCCCCGGAUGUGCAGGCAGAAGUUCCAACCAUUCACACUAAAAGGUUUCCCUUUGUCGGAACUCUAUAAAACACUCGGUAACACUAGGGUCAUCGAGAGUAUAUUGCAACCAUCCGAGUAUGAGGUAAUUAUGCUUGCUGGAGUCAUAGAGAGGAAUGAAGAGGAAGAUAUUGGUGAUAUCGUUCCUGAAAAUUGGACGAGGCAUUUAGUUGAGGAAAAGAAGCCGAUAUUCUGGAAAGAGAUAUGCAAGAUCGAUGUUGAUGCCCGAGAUAAUAAGGGGACGGAAAAGGUGGCGCCUCUUGGAUUUGUGGAACAGCUUCAGAGCUUGCAGAAAAGUAUGGACGCUCAGUUUCUCCGAAUCAGUGCCCGAAUGGAUGGCUUUGAUACAAGACUUUGCUCUGUAGAACAAUAUGUAAAAGAGACAAGAAGAGAAAGGGAAGGACCAGGAGAUGUGGGAGGAGAAGUUUUUCGAAAUGAUGUAGAACAUGAACAUGAUCAAGCUAGAGAGAAACUUGAAAGUCUGGUGAAAACUGAGAAAGCGAGGAAGCAGAAACAGCCGAAGCAGAAGCCGAAGAAGAAGCAGAAGGAGCCGGAGCAGAAGGAGCCGGAGCAGAAGGAAGCGGAGCAGAAGGAAGCAGAGCAGAAGGAAGCGGAGCAGAAGGAGGCGGAGAAGAAGGAGGUGGAGCAGAAAGAGGCGGAGCAGAAAGAGCCGGUGCAGAAUGAGCCGGAGAUGAAUGAGGCAGAGCUGAAAGAGGCGGAGCAGCUUGUAGCCCGAUCUCCGUACCUGCUUAGAAGUAAAGAGGUAGAACCAGACGGUGCUAACGUUGUGAACGCAGAAGUGGGUGCAGGUAAACGGAAACAAGAGCAAUCGAAGCUAGGGCCAAACACAAGGCAGAGACGUUAA
This is a messenger RNA of Eutrema salsugineum, 1698 nucleotides long. RefSeq lists its product as uncharacterized. Bases 1 to 1698 code for a protein of 565 amino acids. Lineage: Eukaryota; Viridiplantae; Streptophyta; Magnoliopsida; Brassicales; Brassicaceae. The record is from RefSeq and is a predicted model, not a curated record. The transcript has 4 exons.